CGGUAAGUUUUUUAAGUUCAAUCUUUCUCAACUUUCUAUCUGUCGUCCUUUUCCUCAUCUGAACUGCUCACUCACCUUGAAUCGUUUCUUUGAAUCGCCUACAUUGGAUUUAUCAACGGCUCAAACAUCCAUCCUCAUAUUUGCUCGAUCAGGUCCCACAGCAUCCGCCGUUGUCAUCCAUCCCCUUUAGAAUCUGCCCGGGGAAAUAACAUUUCACCAUUGUUACUGUGUUUUUUUUUUAGGAAGCUUUAGAAGAGUUCAUCUAAUCCUUAGGAGUAUUGCUAUCACGUUGCGAUCAAAAUGCCAGGUCAGCUUAUAUAUUAUCACGCCUCGAAGAUCGAUUGCGAUUACUGACAGUCCAUAGUCCCAUUGGCUUUAGCAGCUCCAGUAGCUUUGGCUGGGCUGGCAUAUGUCAAUGCUAAGUUUUCUUUGAGCUACGAUUAUCAAUUAUUGGGUGCUGCCAUAAAAGCAUACGCCUUUACUAGCAGAAGGGAAAAAGAGGAUCGUCUUAAUAUGUUUUACAUACUCGAAGAACAUGCCAGAGGAAGUUUCGCAAACGACACGUUCAUCAUAUUUGAAGGCAAGAAAUGGACAUUUAAGGAAACAUACGAUAUAGUCUUAAAAUACGGAACAUGGUUGAAAAAUACCCACAAUGUCAAGCCAGAGGAAAUCGUUGCUAUGGAUUUCACCAAUUCAGAUAAAUUUUUUUUCUUGUGGUUUGGAUUAUGGAGUAUAGGCGCCAAACCAGCUUUUAUAAAUUACAACUUGACGGGAAACGCAUUAUCACAUUGUGUCAAAGUUUCCACGGCCAGAUUAUGCAUUGUCGAUCCAGUAGCCGAAGAAAAACUGACACAGGAAGUUCGAGAUGAACUUCCCGAUAUCUCAUUUCAGAUUCUCACCCCUGACAUAGAGGCUACUAUUGAUUCCACCAAGGGCGUCCGGGAGCCGGAUUCUACGAGACAUGAGCAGACAAGGUCAAAGAUUGGAAUGUUGAUAUACACCAGUGGAACUACAGGUUUACCUAAACCCGCAGUUCUCUCCUGGGGAAAGGCUAAUUUUGGAUCGACUAUCAUGCCCAAAUGGAGCGGAUAUAGUCGACCAGACAUAUUAUAUACCGUGCGUUCAUUCUUCCAUUUGUCUUAUUACAAUACUGAUUUUCCUAGUGCAUGCCUAUGUACCAUUCCGCCGCUAGUGUCCUUGCUGUUUUGGCAGCUCUUAACAUGGGAGCAACAAUAUGUAUUGGAAGGAAGUUCUCUACAAAGACAUUCUGGAAAGAAGUUCGAGAAUCAAAAGCAAAUAUUAUUCAAUAUGUUGGCGAAGUUUGUCGCUAUCUCCUAUCCGCUCCUCCCCAAUAUGAUCCCGUGACAGGCGAAAAUCUCGACCAGAAGAACGAUGUUAGGAUGGCAUUUGGGAAUGGCCUCAGACCAGAUGUCUGGAAUAAGUUUAGGGAACGGUUUGACAUCAAAACGAUUGCUGAAUUUUACUCCGCAACUGAAGGUGCGGGAGCUGGUUGGAAUUAUUCAAAUAACGAUUUUAGCAAGGGUGCUGUGAGUCGUAAUGGAUUUAUCUACUGGCUUUUAUUGAGAAAAUCAUGGGCAGUAGUUGAAUUAGAUGUUGAAACGGAACAACCACGUCGAUCGAAAACUACCGGAUUCUGCACCAAGCUACCAUUUGGAAGCCCAGGAGAAAUGCUGUAUAAGCUUGACCCCGCCGAUAUAAAUUCGGGCUAUCAAGGAUAUUUCGGUAACCAAGAUGCAUCUGACAGUAAAGUCCUACGAAGCGUUUUCCAAAAAGACGACGCGUGGUUCCGAACAGGAGAUAUCAUGACCUGGGAUAACGAAGGAAGAGUCUACUUCAAUGAUCGCAUAGGCGACACUUUCCGCUGGAAAUCAGAAAAUGUCUCCACAAACGAAGUCGCAGAGGCUCUUUCCACUCACCCAGCAGUCCAAGAAGCAAACGUAUAUGGCGUUUCCCUACCACACCAUGAUGGCCGCGUAGGCUGCGUGGCUCUCAUAUUAAAAGACCACAGUCCUGCCGUCAUGAGAGAUUUGGCCGCUCAUGCGAAAAAAGGUCUGCCGAAUUAUGCGGUCCCGGUCUUCUUGAGGGUUAAGAAAGAUGGUCAGGAGAUGGAAAUCACGGGUACGGUCAAGAUGGUUAAACAUGUUGUUAGGAAACAGGGUGUGGAUCCUAAUGUGGUUGAGGAGAGUGGUGAUCAGUUGUUUUGGCUGAAGCCCGGUGCGGAGGAGUAUGUGAGGUUUGGGGAGAAGGAGUGGAAUGAGUUGAAUGGGGGUAGUGUUAAGUUGUAGGUUGUGAUUGUGAUUUUGGGUACGAUAUCCAUAUGAAAAUUGAAAUAAUGAUUGGUAGGCGUUAGAUGGAAUGGUGGGAUACGGAAUUGGUCAAUGGGAAUAUUUGGGCCGUGGGCGUUAAAUACUACCGUCGUCGUCAUAGUUGUUAUUAUUUCCCUUGUUGAUAUUUAAUGCCCAUACUUUUUAUAUGACUUA
Sclerotinia trifoliorum is the source of this 2501-nucleotide messenger RNA. Lineage: Eukaryota; Fungi; Ascomycota; Leotiomycetes; Helotiales; Sclerotiniaceae. The record is from the annotation of a GenBank genome assembly.